Sceloporus undulatus (fence lizard) is the source of this 515-nucleotide messenger RNA. RefSeq names its product peptidylprolyl cis/trans isomerase, NIMA-interacting 4 (gene PIN4). The coding region runs from base 99 to 494 and encodes 131 amino acids. Gene Ontology annotation, biological process: rRNA processing. The record is from RefSeq and is a predicted model, not a curated record. Gene Ontology annotation, molecular function: peptidyl-prolyl cis-trans isomerase activity; DNA binding. NCBI's taxonomy places the organism in Eukaryota, Metazoa, Chordata, Lepidosauria, Squamata, Phrynosomatidae. The transcript is spliced from 4 exons.
CACAGCGCCACCUAGCGGCCUGGCACGAGAAGGCGGUCUCCGUGCGUCGCGUUUGAUGACGUCAUAAGCAGUGGCCUCCUGGUGCUGAAGCUGAGAGAAUGCCUCCAAAAGGGAAGAGCGGCGGGAAAGCCGGAAAGGGUGGAGCAUCAUCAUCAAGUGGCGAUGCUGCUGAUAAGAAAGCCCAAGGCCCCAAAGGAGGUGGCAGUUCUGUGAAGGUGAGGCAUAUUCUGUGUGAAAAGCAAAGCAGAGCCUUGGAAGCCAUGGAAAAACUAAAGGCUGGAGUGCGUUUCAGUGAAGUAGCCUCCCAAUAUAGUGAGGACAAAGCCAGGCAAGGGGGCGACUUGGGUUGGAUGACCAGAGGUUCCAUGGUGGGACCUUUCCAGGAAGCAGCCUUUGCUUUGCCAGUCAGCAGCAUGGACAAACCUGUGUACACAGACCCUCCGGUCAAAACCAAGUUUGGCUAUCACAUCAUCAUGGUUGAAGGACGAAAAUAAACAUGUGCCGUGCAACGCUAA